AUGCCUCUACGAGACCUCCCAUUUGGCAUGGAGAAACAUGCGGGAGAGGCUUCAUCCUCGCUACAUUCAGUUCACGGUCCCCUUCCAGUAGAUUCUGCUAGGAAGAACCGCGAAAUUGAAAGUUCCUGCUGCUCUAUCAAGGCAAAAUGGAAGACAUUCACGGACGUUCAGUCGCAUAUGAUUGCUGGUCAUUAUACUGCUAUAUUCUAUGGCUGUCAUUUUUGCGGUGCUCUAUUUCCUUCGGUGGAAGCCCUUUUGGCACAUACCGAUUGCACCCGAUGGACAGGGAUGCUGUUGAGUCAAAUGGUCAAGGAUGGAGGAAAGCAGAUACGCAAGGUUCAUAUGAAGGUCGCCUACAUGUUUCUUGUUUGUUCCGAUUGUGGUCUCUGGCUCCCCAUUAGGGUGAACUAUGCCGCAGAACGACUGCCUAAAGCAUGGAGCUUUUUUGCCACGGUUAUGGAAAAUCACACUUGUAAAAAAUUGGUGCCUUUGUUGAUACACAUG
Ostertagia ostertagi is the source of this 504-nucleotide messenger RNA. The record is from the annotation of a GenBank genome assembly. NCBI's taxonomy places the organism in Eukaryota, Metazoa, Nematoda, Chromadorea, Rhabditida, Trichostrongylidae.